GAGAGCUUGCCGCCUCGCCCUUUGCUGUUGCCUGCGGCGAGCUUCUCGCCCGGGCAAUGGCAGCGCAGGUAGGAGGGACCUUCACGAUGAUUCGGAGACUGAAUCAGAAGGGGGAGAAGGGGAUCAUAUCUGUCAAGCAGACCAGGAUUGCAGUUGCGGACCACCCAUCCGCCUACUGCAACCGGACGAGCGCACGAGCUGCACAGAGGACUUGAUGUGUGAAAACGAUGGGUACUAUUUCCGCGCGUGCCAGAGGCACCGGGAUAUGUACGAGGCGUCUCGAGCCAAGAGGGCCUGCGCAGUAGAGGGCUGCAACAACGCCGCCAGGAGUGUACUCAAAGGAGUGCGCCUGUGCAAGCUCCACUCGGCUAAGGAAGAGAGGGGGCCGAAACCUCAGGGCGAAGCUAAAGGCCCCCGCGCUGUCGGAGACGUUGUUAAGGAAGCAGACAAGGAGGAGGCCGCCUCACCGCCUGAGGCGCGUUCCGCGCCCGGGCAAGGGGGUGUUGACUCCAGCAACCUUGCUGCUACGGGGAACGAGCAGGAGGACUCCAAGGAUUUGGCCGCCUACUUGCAGGCAAGGCUGAAUGGAGAGUCUCACUCCGUCGCUCUUCUCAGCACAGCGAAGCGGGACGAGAGCCUGACCGCAGCGAGCCGACGCCUCACAGAAACAGCAAAGGCGGCUCUUCAGAGGCUGCCUUCAGACUACCCGGAGGAGGUAACUCAGCUCAUCCGGAGCCUCGCCGGAGCUCGCGAGAAGGGGGAGACGCCCGACCCUAUCCUCGAGUUAGGGAAGAGGAGCUUGGCGCGGACCGCGGCCGAGCUACCUCGCCCGGUUGAGGAGCACAAGCCCGAGUCCUCAGUUGUGCCUUUUACGGUCCCAGCUCCGCGGUUCGGCGUUGCUACCGCUGCUCCACCUCAGGUGAGCGCAGCGCUGCUCUUUCGACAAAGGGAGGCCAGCAGGGCGACUACCAGCGACAGCGCGUCAGCGGUGCCUCUGCCGGACGGCCUCGUGUCAGCACUGAGACCCUCGCGGGCAGGUGCGUUCACGGAGCCAGAAGCACGCCCCACUGAUGACACCGCAAGGGCAUUGCAGACGAUUGCAAAGACUCUCAGUGCCCGUGACGAGUCGUCCUCCCACGAUAAGGGGAAAUUAGCAAGCAUUGGCCGCCCGGAAGAAAGACUCGUGUUCAUCGUUAGGGGAUGUGAUUCCCUAACCGUGCCUGUGUGUGCUUGCACCACAGGAAAGGAGUUGUUCCACUCGUUGAAGACUGCCGGGGCCCAGGGAAGGCCACAGAUGCGAGCGCUGCAAUUUCCGGUGAACGUUACCAACAGGGUCGCAUAUGGGCUGGCCUCUCUUUCCAUCGGGGGUCGGGAAGUCAAGUCUCUGCCGGAGUACGCCCUCUCCGUUGCCGACUUCCCCUUGACCUCGGAGGAAGACUUCGACAACUUCGUCCCGCCACCUGACAGCCGGCUGGAAAAGCGCCCACGCCACCCGACGACACUGACAGCGUGGUUUCGGGCUGCCCUUAGGAUGGCCUGGGCGGUCGCCUGCGUCUAUGGCACCGAGCACUACGCGCUCUUCGAAGCCGCAGCCACCAAGCUUCUACACCUGGGAGAAGAAGCAACCUAUGCUUGGCCGCUCCCCUGGGUGAUGAGCACUUGGGAAGAGCUCUGGAGCCGGAUGGUCGAGGAACUUCGGCAACUGGACCGGGAAAUGCGAAGGCUGAUGGGGGAAGAAUCCCCUUCGUGGGAAAGGAUCAGGUUUUUCUGUACCUCGCCGGACGACCAAGGGAACCAGGGAACCCUUGGCUUCGACUCCCCCGUACGUUUGACCUGGAGGAUCCCAAGGAGUUCUUCGCGUCGGACAUAG
Molecule: messenger RNA, 1870 nt
Organism: Symbiodinium necroappetens
Lineage: Eukaryota; Dinophyceae; Suessiales; Symbiodiniaceae
Source: the annotation of a GenBank genome assembly